AUGUCGACUCAGCUCCUCCCUCUCGAACUCAUCGACCGCUGUGUCGGCUCGCCGAUAUGGGUCAUCAUGAAGGGCGACAAAGAGUUCAGUGGCACCCUUCAAGGCUUCGACGACUUCGUCAAUAUGGUAUUGGAAGAUGUGACUGAAUACGACUACACCGGCGCUCACACGAAACUGAACAAGAUUCUGCUGAAUGGCAAUAACAUUUGCAUGCUUAUUCCUGGAGGCAUGCCCGAUCAAAAUUGA
Molecule: messenger RNA, 246 nt
Organism: Pseudocercospora fijiensis CIRAD86
Lineage: Eukaryota; Fungi; Ascomycota; Dothideomycetes; Mycosphaerellales; Mycosphaerellaceae
Exons: 5
Coding region: 1-246 (81 amino acids)
Biological process (GO): mRNA splicing, via spliceosome
Cellular component (GO): U6 snRNP; U4/U6 x U5 tri-snRNP complex; Lsm1-7-Pat1 complex
Molecular function (GO): RNA binding
Source: RefSeq, a predicted model, not a curated record